UGUCAUUUGUAUAGUGGAAAGAGUAUCCAAUGGCUCUCUAUAAUUUCCCGCCAUAUCAAAUAUGCGCGCCAAAACAUGUUUUCCUUUUUCUAAACCCUAAUCUUGUUUCCAAAUUUAAGAGUAAUAAAAAAGGAAAAAUUCAGAAGAGAAGAAAAUGAAAGGAGGAACCGUCCAGAUCAACUGGCACGAAACCAAACCAGUCUUAACCCUUGAUUUCCACCCAGUCUUUGGUAUUCUUGCCACCGGUGGCGCCGAUUUCGACAUCAAGCUUUGGUCAAUAAAAUCUGCUGAUGCAGAGAACAAUGUUCCAACAGUUUCAUAUCAAAGUAGUCUUUCUUACCACACUGCAGCUGUAAAUGUCAUCCGAUUCUCGCCAUCUGGAGAGCAACUUGCCUCUGGUGCUGAUGGAGGUGAGAUGAUCAUAUGGAAGUUACAUCCUACAGAAACUGGUCAAACAUGGAAGGUUCUUAAGACGCUAUCAUUUCACCGCAAGGAUGUUCUGGAUUUAGAGUGGUCUACUGAUGGUUCAUUUCUCAUAUCUGGAUCAGUUGAUAAUUCUUGCAUCAUAUGGGAUGUGAACAAAGGUUCUGUCCAUCAGAUUUUGGAUGGCCAUUUCCAUUAUGUUCAAGGUGUGGCAUGGGAUCCAUUAGAGAAGUAUGUUGCUUCCCUUAGUUCGGAUAGAUCCUGCAGAAUAUAUGUCAAUAAGCCUCAAACAAAAGCAAAAGGCAUUGAGAAGAUGACUUAUGCUUGUCAGCAUGUAAUAAUAAAGGCAGAACAGCCAAUGGCUGAUGAUAAGGCUUUGAGAAGCCAUCUCUUCCAUGAUGAGACAUUGCGCUCUUUCUUCCGCAGAUUAGCCUGGUCACCUGAAGGAUCAUUUUUACUUGUUCCAACAGGAUCUUACAAAAUUUCAGCUGCACUUGAAUCCAUAAACACAGCAUAUAUUUUCUCUCGGAAAGACCUUUCUAGGCCCACUAUACAGCUUCCUGGUGCCAGUAAACCUGUUGUAGCCGUUCGAUUUUGUCCUCAUCAAUUUAGCCUUCGGGGAUCAGAUCCAUCUGGAUUCUUCAAUCUCCCUUAUCGUCUCAUUUUUGCGGUGGCCACUUUGAAUUCUUUGUAUAUUUAUGACACAGAGAGCAUUACUCCAAUUACAAUCUUGGCUGGUCUUCAUUAUGCGGCCAUAACUGACAUUGCUUGGUCAUCUGAUGCCCGUUAUCUAGCAUCAUCCUCGCAAGAUGGUUACUGCACCUUGUUAGAAUUUGAUGGUGAUGAGCUCGGUACACCCAUUGUUUUAUCAGAACAAAAGAAAGUCAUGGGAGAUGAAAAGAUAAACCCUGUUCAGAUGCCUGAGAACAUGGUAAUUGAAGCAACUACAAAUGAUGGUCACAUUUCAGCAAAUAACACGCCAAUGGAAGCAGAUGGUGACGUGGUGAAACAAGAAUCACCAAGCUCCUCGAAGACUCCCAUCGUGAAUAAGCCCACAAAGAGGCGGAUUACACCUAUGGCUAUUGAUCCAUGAUAAACUGGCAUCCUGAUCUCUCUACAUUAUACCUACUCUUAACAGGCUUCACUCACUGAAUGUUGAUUCGCCCACUAUGUGGAUUCAACUAAAUCAUUAGCUGCAGAUGUUUGGAAAGAUGACCCUUCUGAUGCAUGAAACAAACACCAUUUUCUAUGUUGUAGUGCUUUAUCGUUUUUGACAUGUAAAUAUAAGAGUUAACUUGAGCUGGUAGGAAUUUGUAUCUUUUUCCUUUUUGUAGUAUAGUAUGAAAUGUAUCUUGUUGGGCAUAUGGAUGCCUACAUUAAUUUGACUGACCAAGUGUAAGGCCUUAUUAUGAUGACCUUGGGUUGAUUAUCUUUUAUGUACCCUUUGAAAUAAACCAUACUAUUUUAAUCAGCUUUCAUUUUCUC
Molecule: messenger RNA, 1908 nt
Organism: Ziziphus jujuba (common jujube)
Lineage: Eukaryota; Viridiplantae; Streptophyta; Magnoliopsida; Rosales; Rhamnaceae
Product: chromatin assembly factor 1 subunit FAS2
Exons: 12
Coding region: 155-1516 (453 amino acids)
Biological process (GO): DNA replication-dependent chromatin assembly; nucleosome assembly
Cellular component (GO): nucleus; CAF-1 complex
Molecular function (GO): protein binding
Source: RefSeq, a predicted model, not a curated record